AUUCGACGCCCGCGCGCGAUACCGUUCGCCGCGUCGACAGUCCUUCUCUCAGCUCUCCGAGCGCGUGUAGACUUCGCCUGAACUGUGCUAAACAUCGCCGCUGCUGUCGCCGCUCUACUGUACACAGGCACGUACACAGAGAGCCGCCCCCUCAUGAGCGAGCGACUCGCGGCUCGUCGUCGCCGGACUCGUCCGGCCGGAAGAACGAGCGUACCGGCAGACGAUCGCGGCCCGCCUGAGAAACUCGGGACGAGCAUCGGUGACUCGGAGUGAGAUGAAGUGAACACACGAGACUCUCAGCGUAAUCGCGCAGUCACACCGGUAAGCGAUGUCGAACGCGAGCGCGGGCUACAACUUCACCUGCGGCAGCGGCGUCGACAGCUUCCACACGAGCUACGUCGCGAUCCACGGCUGGGCGAGCCUGCUGGUCUGUAUCUUCGGCUCGAUCGCCAACGGGCUGAACAUCGCGGUGCUCACCCGGCGCGAGAUGUCCUCGCCGACGAACGCGAUCCUCACCGGGCUCGCCGUCGCCGACAUGCUCGUCAUGAUCGAGUACAUACCCUACGCCGUCCACUCGUACCUCUACCACCGACCGAAGCGCGAGACCUACACCUACGCCUGGACGGUCUUCGUGCUCUUCCACUCGAACUUCGCCCAGGUCUUCCACACGAUCUCGAUCUGGCUGACGGUCACGCUGGCCGUCUGGAGGUACAUCGCCGUCGCCCACCCCCAGAAGAACCGCGAGUGGUGCAGCUACAACCGCACGAUCAUGGCCAUCGUCGCCGCCUACGUCAUCUGCCCGCUGAUCUGCUUCCCGCUCUACGUGACCACGGAGGUCACCUCGAAGAACGUCACCCUCGACGCCAACGAUCGCCAGAUCAACCUGACCGGCAACGGAUCGUCGCACUACUACAGCGGCCGCAGCGGCGCCGACGCCAACAACGCGACCCUCUACUUCGUCGCGCUGACCGAGUCCGCCCAGAACGGCCUGAAGGAGAUGAACUUCUGGAUGUACAGCGUCGUCAUCAAGCUCAUCCCCUGCCUCGCCCUGACGAUCCUCAGCCUGCGACUCAUCAUGGCGCUGGUCGAGGCGAAGAAGCGCCGCAAAAAGCUCACCUCCACCACCAUGCUCAAGAUGGAGGAGUCGAUCAACCUGGCCGAAAGCAAGAAACGCAAGCGCAAGGCCUCCCGGAUGAUGGACAAGGAAAAGCAGACCGAUCGCACCACCAAGAUGCUCCUCGCCGUUCUGCUGCUCUUCCUCCUCACCGAGUUCCCCCAGGGCACGCUGGGCCUGCUCAGCGUCGUCCUCGGGCCCGACUUCUUCAACACGUGCUACGUCAAGCUGGGCGAAGCGAUGGACAUCCUCGCGCUGAUCAACUCGGCAAUCAACUUCAUCCUGUACUGCGCGAUGUCGCGCCAGUUCAGGACGACCUUCAACCAGCUGUUCUGCCGCUGGAAACUGCUGGGCCGUUGGCUGCCGGUGCCCCAACACGCGGAGAACAACAACGGCAACAUGGCGACGAACCACACGGUGACGCAGGUCACCCAAGUCUAGCAUCGGCCCGCCCGACGUACCUUUUGCUGCUGUCACCUCUAAACAAUCCUCAGCUACCAUAUACAUCAUCAGAGGUCGACACUCAGCGAGCGUCAACGACAAGUGUCCCUUCUCUCGUGCAGCGGAAAAGUGGCUCGCAACAACACCCCUUCCUGCCUUCAGCGAGAUAUCCCCCUGUGUAUAACGAUCCCGAGCAGAGUCUUGUGCAUGUAUGCAUAUUAUAUAAUCUCUCUCUGUGUACAUAAUAUAUAAUACGAUAUAAGUAUGUAGGUACAUCUGUUCGUGUUUAAAGCUCUGCUCGGGCCGAGAUUGCGUAAGUUCUAUAGGUUAUAAGGGAGAUGCAACGAGCGAGGAGAGAAGGCCAUACGUACGCGGAGGGAUUUCUCUCGCGCGCUUAUUCGAUGCGAGGAACGGUCGUCGGGCGAAUUGGCUCUUUAUGAUUAUACGCUGUGUAUAAUAUUAUUAUUAUUACAUAAAGUAAACACGAAUAUCUACAAAAAAACAUAGUGAUAAUAGACGAAUCGCGCUGCGAAGCGGCGUUGUUGAAUUUUCCGAAUUUCAGAGGAAGAGAGAGUCGUGUAUCGGGGACGAAAAGGAUUUCGUUGUAUUUUUUUUAAGAGAACCCGACACACGCACAGUAUAGAUAUAAUGUAAACGUACAUAUUUAGCGCGCGGGACGCAAGUGUCCUCUCCGCAUAGGAAUCCGAAUUGACGCAAGCGUUGAUACGAAAAUGAUCAACGUUUGCAUACUUUAUUUCUUCUAUCUAACACAGCUCGUUCGAUCAGUGCGGACGACCUGGCUCGUACGUUUUCGAUCCGUCAUACCAUACAUAUGUGUGUGCCCACGAGUGAGAAGCGACAGAAAAAACGAAUUUAUUUUUUUACCUCGACACCGAAACGCCAGUAGU
This is a messenger RNA of Nasonia vitripennis (jewel wasp), 2463 nucleotides long. RefSeq names its product sex peptide receptor (gene MsR1). NCBI's taxonomy places the organism in Eukaryota, Metazoa, Arthropoda, Insecta, Hymenoptera, Pteromalidae. Gene Ontology annotation, biological process: G protein-coupled receptor signaling pathway. The coding region runs from base 329 to 1555 and encodes 408 amino acids. The record is from RefSeq and is a predicted model, not a curated record. Gene Ontology annotation, molecular function: G protein-coupled peptide receptor activity. The transcript is spliced from 2 exons. Gene Ontology annotation, cellular component: membrane.